UGGGUCGCCGCGUGGACAUAGCUGUUUGGCAUCCAUUAGGCGGAGUAAACAACUCCUGAUAACAACUACCACUGACGGGGCUCAAGAGGCUGUGGCCCCACAGCCUAACUAGCCCCAUAAAACACCCAAGAAGAAGAAGAAGAAGUGAAACCCAACCCAACCCAACGUACCAGCCAUGGAGGAACACGGUGUGGUGCCCGACGUGCUACCCAAGGCCCCGCCAGCCACUGUGCAGGUGAAGUACGCGGAUGUUGAAGCGAACAACGGCAAUGUGGUGACCCCGACGCAGGUCAAGAGCCAGCCACAGCUGUCUUGGUCGGCCGAGGAGGGGGCUUUCUACACUGUUUGCAUGACAGACCCCGACGCCCCCAGCCGUGAGAACCCCAAGUUUGGCGAGUGGCAGCACUGGCUGGUGGCGAACGUACCGGGCAACGACGUGGCAGGUGGAGAGACCCUCAGCGAGUAUGUGGGUUCUGGCCCACCAAAGGGGACAGGGCUCCACCGCUACGUGUUUGUGGUGUACAAGCAGCCCGGGAAGCUGACCUUCGAUGAGCCGCGGCUUCCCAACACUUCCGCAAACGCUCGCAGGAGCUUCAAGAUCAACAAGUUUGCGGAGAAGUACAAGCUGGAGCUGGUUGCAGGUAACUUCUUCCGCGCAGAGUAUGACAGCUGGUGUGAGGAGGUGCACAAGCAGUUCACAUCUUAAAUGCACUGCAGAGAAGCAACUCUUGUGGCCGUCAAAGGCUUUGUCAUCAUUUACUGAAAUCACAAUGGCAAAGGGUCAUGGCAACAGUUCAUUCAGGACUGUUUACUUAUUUGUUUAGCUUCUCAAGAUUUUCCUGCUGUGAUUGAUUGGUAGUAUUUUAACCACCAUAGUAGUAGUGUGGUUUGUAAGGGAAUGCUCAUGAUUAAAUUGUUUGGGAAAUUUGUAGAGACAGCCCAAGUUUCCUGUUGUGAUUAUAUGGUAGUAUUUUAACCAGCACAAGAGUAGUAUGGCUGGUGAGGGAAUAUGAGCAGUGUGGCUUGUACGGGAAUAUUCAUGAUAAAAGCUUUGUUUGGGAAUUAAUACAUUUGUAGAAGAGACACCCCAAGAUUCCUGUUGUCAUUUGGUAUUGUUCUAACUAACAUAAAAAUAGUGUGGUUUGUAAGGGAAUAUUCAUGAUUUAGAUUUGUUUAGGAAAUAAUACAUAUAUGGAACGUACAACCCAAGUUUCAUUAAAAGUGUUGCGGGAUUCACACACUGUCAACAUUUAAGCCUUAACAGUAAUUAUGCACUGGCUGUGAUCUGUCAUUACGUUUUUCAGUUUUGAUGUCAAUAAAAUGGUUUCUGGCAAUUA
Molecule: messenger RNA, 1337 nt
Organism: Eriocheir sinensis (Chinese mitten crab)
Lineage: Eukaryota; Metazoa; Arthropoda; Malacostraca; Decapoda; Varunidae
Product: protein D2-like
Exons: 6
Coding region: 176-706 (176 amino acids)
Source: RefSeq, a predicted model, not a curated record